This is a messenger RNA of Quercus robur (English oak), 2434 nucleotides long. RefSeq names its product protein HAPLESS 2. The transcript is spliced from 18 exons. The record is from RefSeq and is a predicted model, not a curated record. NCBI's taxonomy places the organism in Eukaryota, Viridiplantae, Streptophyta, Magnoliopsida, Fagales, Fagaceae. The coding region runs from base 149 to 2257 and encodes 702 amino acids.
UUCAAAAUCAAAACCCACUUUGUUAACUAAACCCGCCAAAACCGGCCCCUAUAUUUUGGUGUCCCUCACACUCACACUCGUACACACAUUUUCAGUUUCACGAAAUUCUCAAAGCAGAGAAAGAAUCACUGAGAGAGUUUUGAAGAAAAUGAAUACAAAGACGACGAUCUUGUUUCUCUUAUUCGUUCUCGCUUCUCAUGGCGUUGCCGGAGUCCAGAUCCUCUCCAAAUCUAAGCUCCAGAAGUGCGAGAAGAGUUCCGAAUCCGGUGAUCUCAACUGCACCAAGAAGAUCGUCUUGAACAUGGCGGUUCCCAGUGGCUCCAGUGGGGGAGAGGCCUCGAUAGUGGCAGAAAUAGUGGAGGUGGAGGAUAACUCAUCCAGCAACAUGCAAACACUGCGAAUACCACCCGUGCUAACGGUCAACAAAUCUGCUGCAUAUGCCAUGUAUCAGCUUACAUAUAUACGAGAUGUUCCUUAUAAACCUGAAGAGUUAUAUGUUAAGACACGUAAAUGUCAGCCAGAUGCUGAUGCCAAAGUUGUGCAGAUAUGUGAAAGGUUACGAGAUGAUAAAGGUCACAUUAUUGAGCAUACCCAGCCAAUCUGUUGUCCUUGUGGGCCCCAGAGGAGGGUGCCUUCAUCAUGUGGAAACUUUUUUGACAAGUUGAUGAAAGGAAAGGCCAACACUGCACAUUGUCUCCGAUUUCCAGGUGAUUGGUUCCAUGUUUUUGGUAUUGGACAGCGAUCAUUGGGAUUCAGUGUCCAAAUUCAAGUCAAGACUGGAUCUAAGAUUUCGGAAGUGGUCGUGGGUCCUGAAAAUAGAACAGCAACAUCUAAUGAUAAUUUCUUAAGGGUUAAUCUUAUUGGUGAUUUUGCUGGAUACACAAAUAUACCAACAUUUGAGGACUUCUACCUUGUUAUACCCAGGCAGGGUGGCCCUGGUCAACCACAGAAUUUGGGAGGAAAUUUUUCUCUGUGGAUGCUGCUUGAGAGAGUUAGAUUUACCUUAGAUGGCCUUGAAUGUAACAAAAUUGGUGUUAGUUUCGAGGCCUUUAAUGGGCAACCAAACUUCUGUGCUUCACCAUUUUGGAGUUGCUUGCAUAAUCAGCUGUGGAAUUUCAGGGAGGCUGACAAGAAUCGAAUUACUAGGAAUCAGUUGCCACUAUACGGUGUGGAAGGAAGGUUUGAAAGGAUAAACCAGCACCCAAAUGCAGGGAGUCAUUCAUUCUCCAUAGGAGUCACUGAAGUUCUUAAUACAAAUCUUUUGCUAGAACUAAGUGCUGAUGACAUAGAAUAUGUUUACCAAAGGAGCCCUGGAAAAAUCUUGAGCGUUAGCAUACCAACAUUUGAAGCCCUUACUCAAUUCGGAGUUGCUACAAUCGCAACUAAAAAUACUGGUGAACUGGAAGCAUCAUAUAGCUUAACGUUUGAUUGCUCGAGAGAUGUCAUCCUCAUGGAGGAACAAUUCUUUAUUAUGAAGCCAAAAGAAAUUACGAAUCGAUCAUUUAAACUCUAUCCAACUACAGAUCAAGCUGCCAAAUAUGUAUGCGCUGCAAUAUUGAAGGACUCUAAUUUUAAUGAAGCUGAUAGAGCUGAGUGCCAGUUUACUACUACAGCUACUGUUCUUGAUAACGGAUCACAGAGUACUCCUUUUCAACCACCAGAGAGCGGUAUAAAUGGUUUCUUUGAUUCUAUAGAAAGCAUUUGGAACAAAAUAUGGAGAGGUUUGUUAGAUUUCAUCACUGGAAAAACUUGCAGAAGAAAAUGCUCUGGAUUUUUUGACUUCAGGUGCCACAUACAGUAUAUAUGUAUGAGUUGGAUAGUGAUGUUUGGUUUACUUUUGGCAAUUUUUCCAACAGUGCUUGUGCUUCUAUGGCUUUUACAUCAAAAAGGACUCUUUGAUCCUCUUUAUGACUGGUGGGAAGAUCAUUUUGGGGAUGAUAAUCAGAGUAUCAGCCAAAGAAAUGAAUUUGAUCACCACCACAUUCAUGUCAAUAAACAUCAUGAGCAGCCAAGGCACCACAAGCAUGGUGCCCACCAUAACCGAAGAAGCAAUUACAAUGAACGAAGACAUAACCAUUCUGGCAGAGACACUGAUUAUAAUUACUGUGUUGAUCAUGUUCACAAGGAAAAGCACAAGCAUAGGCGAAGUAAGCAUUUAGGUAGUCUUCAGCAAGUUGAUGACAAUAUUGGGCAUCACAGACGGAGAAAGGAAAGAGAGACUAUGAAAGGGCUGUCCAAAGCAAGCAGAUAUAUUUAGGAGAAACAAGAUGAAUUUUACAAACGUAGAUGUGGACUGCUGAAUGACACACUUUUGUCUGCAUGCUAAGCAGAGAGAAUUUUGGAGCUUAAAUUGAUAUUAUAUGUAAUGGUAUUUCGUCAAGUAAUACAAAUUUCCAAGAAACUACAUUAUAGUCUUUUGACUCUUUUCCUGUAU